Messenger RNA from Solea solea (common sole), 4674 nucleotides. RefSeq names its product retinoic acid receptor alpha-B-like. The record is from RefSeq and is a predicted model, not a curated record. The transcript is spliced from 9 exons. Gene Ontology annotation, molecular function: nuclear receptor activity; RNA polymerase II cis-regulatory region sequence-specific DNA binding; nuclear glucocorticoid receptor binding. Lineage: Eukaryota; Metazoa; Chordata; Actinopteri; Pleuronectiformes; Soleidae. Gene Ontology annotation, cellular component: nucleus; transcription regulator complex. Gene Ontology annotation, biological process: cellular response to corticotropin-releasing hormone stimulus; retinoic acid receptor signaling pathway; regulation of transcription by RNA polymerase II. Bases 931 to 2388 code for a protein of 485 amino acids.
CAGGACACUCACUGCUCCUGUGCGGCUGACAGACGGACGGACCUCCGCUACAGCAGCGCCACUUCCACCGCCGCCGCUCUCUCACAUUUGGAUAUUGUGCUUCCUGGACACGCAGCGGCAACUUGAACGGCACACAUGGCUGUGUCAUUGUGCUUCUUGUGACGGCUUAUUUCUCCUUUUUCCUCCCUCUCUGUCUCGCUCUCUCUCUGGAAGUGAAGCGAGCACAGAGAGCAGCGCGUCCGUCUCCACCGAGUGGACAUUUUCACUUUUCGGCGUGAAGCUCCAUUCAUUUGCUGCGUUGUUGAGACUCUCACACACAGACACGCGCGCGCGCUGUGCGGUGACAUUAAAGGGACCGUCAGUGACACACUGAGCUCAGACACAUGUCACUGAUACAAUUCACGCGAAACGUUAGCUAGUGUUUGAAAAGAAGCUGCUAACGUUAUUGACCGGGCACCGUGUGUGUGUGUGUGUGUGUGUGUGUCGGUGUAGCAGUGUAACGUUACAUUGCUUAUUUUUCAUUGUUUUCCUCCUUUUUUUAAAAAACAAAUCGUCUGCUUUAGCUACAAAGUCACGAGAGCACCCGCGGUGUGUGAAGUUGGUGACACUUGUAGCACAAAAACCCCACAAAGUAACCUCGCGCCUCAUGUGUGACGUUUCACGACAACACGAAGGCAAAGUUUCAGCGUUGAUCGCUUGUGUUCUUCCCGGAGCGUAAAGGUCACAGGGACGGGUCAUCUGUUCGCCUCUAACCCCUCCUCCUCCUCUCCCUGUCAGUCUGUGAUGAAGAUGUGAACUCCCUCACUCCCUUCCCUCUUUUCUCAGAGCGCUUUGAUAUUUUUUUUUCCUCCCUCCUCUUCCUCCUCCUCCUCCUCCUCCUCCAACUCGCUUGGCUUCAAAGGGAUCGAGCCAGACCUCCGUGUCUCGGGGAUGUACGAAAGCGUGGAUGUUGUGGGUUUGAGCCCCAGCCCCGGCCGCAGCAGCAGCCCCAGCCCCGGCUCUUUUCUGAGCAUGGACUACUACCACCGACACCCGGGGCUCGGGCCGGAAAAGGGUCUCCUGUCCGGGGUAGGAGGACUCCAGCGUCCGUUCGGAGGGUCACUGGUGACCAGCAGACACUGGAGCGGAUCCUGCCACUCUGUAGAGACCGAGAGCACGAGUUCAGGGGAGGACCUGCUGGUCCUCGGCCCCCCCUCACCUCCACCUCCACCACGCAUCUACAAGCCCUGCUUUGUGUGUCAGGACAAAUCGUCAGGAUACCACUACGGAGUCAGCGCUUGUGAGGGCUGCAAGGGCUUCUUCCGGAGGAGCAUCCAGAAGAACAUGGUGUACACCUGCCACCGAGAUAAAGUCUGUGUCAUCAACAAGGUGACGAGGAACCGCUGUCAGUCCUGUCGACUGCAGAAGUGCUUCGAUGUCGGCAUGUCCAAGGAGUUGGUGCGGAAUGACCGGACAAAGAAGAAGAAGGAGGAGAAGAGGCAGGCGGAGGUGGAGAUCUACGUUCUGUCGGCAGACACUGAGCAGAUGAUCGCACAAGUUUGCCGCGCGCAUCAGGGCACGUUUCCCUCCAUGUGUCAGCUGGGAAAAUACACCACGAGCAACAGCUCGGAGCACCGCGUCUCACUGGACGUCAACCUCUGGGACAAGUUCAGCGAACUGUCCACCAAAUGCAUCAUUAAGACGGUGGAGUUCGCCAAACACCUGCCCGGCUUCACGACGCUCACCAUCGCCGACCAGAUCACGCUGCUCAAAGCCGCCUGUCUGGACAUACUGAUUCUGAAGAUCUGCACUCGCUACGCUCCGGACCAGGACACCAUGACGUUCUCCGACGGUCUCACUCUGAACCGCACUCAGAUGCACAACGCCGGGUUCGGACCGCUCACGGACCUCGUUUUCUCCUUCGCCAACCAGCUGCUCCCGCUGGAGAUGGACGACGCAGAGACGGGACUGCUCAGCGCCAUCUGCCUGCUCUGUGGAGAUCGUCAGGAUCUCGAGGAACCAGAGAAGGUGGAUGUUCUUCAGGAGCCGAUGCUAGAAGCUCUCAAGAUGUAUGUGAGGAGGAGGAGGCCGGACAAACCCUGCAUGUUCCCCAAAAUACUGAUGAAGAUCACUGACCUCCGCAGCAUCAGUGUGAAGGGAGCGGAGCGAGUGAUCACACUGAAAAUGGAGAUUCCCGGCUCCAUGCCUCCGCUCAUCCAGGAGAUGCUGGAGAACUCUGAGGGUCUGGAGAGUCACGGAGCCGGGGGAGAGAAAGGAGGAGAAGACGGAGAGGACGACGAGGAGGAAACGGACAUGAGGAGCUGUCGUCCCACUCCGUCUCCCAAAUCGGUCCCCUCUUCCAGCCCGAGCCCCGUACCCCGCCCCCCUGCUCCGUCUCCCUCCACCUGAGGAUCCGGUGCUCGGCACCUCUAGCUCCACACAGCACCAGUGAAAGCAGACACAGACUGGACCUGAUGGGACAGACAAGUGUGGACUUCUGUACGUGGACAGACUGAAUGUCUCUCUGCAAAUGGUGCAAGUGAAUGAAAGCAGGGGACGUGAGAACUGAUUUAUGUCCACAUUUCAUACUGUGCAAAAAAACUGAUUUCAUUUUGUAAAAUCUUUUUGUUAUAUAUAUGUAUCUAUAUAUAUAUAUAUAUAUAUAUAUAUAUAUAUAUAUAUAUAUACAUAUGUAUGUAUGUAUGUAUAUAUAUAUAGAUACAUACUGCCUAUGAUGUUAAUUAUUUGUGAACCUAAAUGAAGGCUUAUGUGUGAACUCCUCAUGUGACACACUCCCUCCCUUCCUCAUGAGCAUGUACAUGCAGAAGCGACUGUAUAUUCUGUACCUGACGGUGAUGUCACUCCAAACAACAACAGACACUUGGUGGUAGUUUGUUUUUCUGUAAGCGCGCAGGUUUAUCACAGGUACGAAACUAGAAUUUCAAACUCCUUACGCAGUUCAUGGAAACACCUGGAAGAUGCAGCUUGGACACAUCAUCAGUGAUGAACCCGGGUCCACAACCAUCGCUGAUGUUCCUGGUGACUUUCCUCUCUUAUGCCAAGAAUCCUUAACACUCGGUGCAGAGAUCGCCAUGGAAACCCCUGCAGCCCGCCUCCAUCGGCUCACAGCGGGCCCUCCCGCCUCGACCAGCUGGAGGCAGUUGGCCCUCUUACGUUGAUUGGCCUCCUCUAUCCGGACUGUAAGACCUGUUUCAAACCCUCUGAUGUGAAGACCACAUCUGUCUUUGGGAUGUGUCUCUGGAAAUGUAAGCUGCUUGUCGAGGUCCAGGCUCGCAGUCCGGCUGACGCCUGCACACUGUUUUUCCCGCGUCCUGACGAAGGCGAUGUUGUGUCUUGCUGGUGUUUCGUCACCUUUAGCACCUGAAGGUGGCGCCGUGAGUACAUCCCCUCUCCCAGGGCUUUAGAGCAGCAGUUUAGGAUCAUGCUCCACAGAGCCUCUCGCCGGGCACAGCGGACAUGCUGGUGUUUGUACUACAGACCAUUUUAGAAACCAAAGGGUAACAAACGAUAACUUAAAGGACACCUUUUUGAAGUUGUCUGACGUAGUGUUAAAGAAAUACAGAACCAUUGAACUGUAACUGGUUAUCAACCUGGGAUUUUACCUGUUAAAUAAAACACAUUUUACAAAAGAAGACACUGUGCAUCAGCGCUGUUGCUCUACAAUCCCAUAAUUAUUGUUAGUCUCAAGUAUAUGGUCAAUUCUUAUCCAGUGUCGAUGUCUGGUGAAUGCAGUUCCCUCGCGUCAGACACAAACAAAACCAGGAACGACCCGAGGAUUCAUCAACCUGACACAUAACAAAUAAUAAGCAUGAAACAGAGAUGAGGAAGUGAGGAAACUACUGAUGACUACGCAGAACUCAGCAAGAAUUAAAGAAAAAAGAAUCAUGUCAACACUUCAUAAACAUGUCAUCGUGAUCAGUGAAGAAAAUCAAGAGUUCUAAAAGGAUAAAUGAAGUUCAGUUGAGUUCUGGGAGCUUUAAAAACAAAUAAAAGUGUAUUCAAAUCAACUCGUCACACAAGUCAGGUCAGGAAGCAUCGUUUAAAGUGAUUUCAGGUGUUUUUUUACGCACAGAAAACCUGAGAGUUUCUUAACUUUAACAUUCAAACACUACAAUGACACACGGUGAAAGAAUACGACCUCACUCACUGUAGUUAUAAAAGAAGGAGAUGAUGUAGAACUGCAGUCAAGUGUUGCCUUUAAAACCUUAAAAUCCAUACAAUCAUUGCAACCUGGACUCAAUGAAGCAACGACACAACCCAAAAAAUCUUCUGCCUGCACCAUGUUUCUGUCCUUCUCUGGAGUGUCGUCACUCUUACAUGUGUUAGAUAUUAGUGGAUGUCCUUGUUUAUGUAGAAUCAUUAUGUAUAAUACGAUAUUGUACAUAUAUAUAAAAGGCUGUGAAGUUGUUGGACUGAGGCGAACUUAAACAAGAUGCUAUUUUCCUAAAUGCACAUUUGUAUAUUAUGUAUAUUUUCCAGCUCAGCCAUGAAAACGUCUUCCUUCGUCCACUUUUCACUCUCAGACACGUCAGGGAGAGACUUUAAAUAAAAGCCACCACCACUCUGGAAUCAGAAAUGUAAACAAUAAUGACCGUGUUUUUAUCUGUCUUACUUAACAUUGUCUUGUAUACUUUGUUUGCGGCUCCAGCAGCAAAUUAAACGACUUUAACAAAC